ACACUUGUCCUUAGCUUUUUGUUUUUGUUGACUGAAAUAAAUAAAGAAAUUAGAAUAAAAUGGAUCCGGUCGUUUUAGUAUUAUCCUACGGAUCAACAACUCCUACGGAAAUUAUCGAAAACAUAUUCUCCGAAGUGAAUCAACCAAACGAAGUUACUUCAACGGAGUGUUCAUUAAAUUGUUAUAGAUGUAUUAUAAAAACUAAGUACUAUAAAACCUCAAUCAAUUUAAUUCCUUUUUCCGGAAAACUGGAAAGUGUUCCUGAGAAAAUUCUUCAAGCAACUGAAGCUUUAAUCAUUUACUUUGACUCAAAAGAUACAUCCUUCAUUGACACCAUUCCUAAGACGUUAGCAAAGAACGAACAGAUUCAAUUGGGAUUCCUGUUAACGUCUCCUACUACAGGAGAAGAAUCUGGAUUAUCUUUCGGUGAAUUAAAAGAGAAAACAAAUUUCUUUUUUGAUAUCAUAACAUUAAAAAGCAAUGUUGAAAGUGACUCAGAUGAACCAGAAAAGGACUACGAAGAAGUUGUAGAAGGAUUGAAGAACGUAGUUUGGUCCAAUGUCAAAUUUGGCUCUGAUCAAAAAGAAGAAAUUAGUGCAGAGGAAUUGGAUAGUCAGUUGAAAGACUUUGAAAAUCUACUCCUCACUGCGCAAAGCUUACGUAAUGAUACGAGCCUGACUAGAGAACAAUUUCUCGAUAGAGCUGAGCAGUUCGCUGGCAUAGUUUCCUCAAUCCUAAAUGACAAUGAUAGUGACUAAAUCAAUACAACUUAUCAUAGGCAAACUUAUUAUAAUGUUUGUUACUAUUAAUAAAUGUUAAGUUGAUUCCAUCGUAAA
Molecule: messenger RNA, 836 nt
Organism: Drosophila eugracilis
Lineage: Eukaryota; Metazoa; Arthropoda; Insecta; Diptera; Drosophilidae
Exons: 4
Coding region: 60-758 (232 amino acids)
Source: RefSeq, a predicted model, not a curated record